AAAGGACAAACUCUACAACUGAUAGGUAUGACUUGAGGUACCAUUAGGGCUCUUGAUUCUUUUGUCGCUUUGUCGCAGUAGACAAACAGCAUUUGGAUGCCAACUUUGCCAAGUAACACAAAGAGUAACAGUCCUCAUUCGUUGGAGGCUAGGAUGAGAACUACGUUCGCGAAUGCUCGGACAGAAUGCGCCCACCUCGUCGAGGAAGUUGAGGUUCACAUCAAUUCGGUGCAGGCCACCCUGGCCCGUAUAAAAGAGCAGCACGAAGCAGAUCGCGUCGAUUUGUCAGCGCAACUUCAGGCCAAUGCAGAGAAGAUCCAUGCGUUGUGUGCAGAGUAUCCUUCGUUGCUCGAUGACCUCGUUCGCCAGCGCAUACAAAAUGUAGAUACGAUGAAGGCUAUGGCCCAUGCAUCGGACGUGGAAAUGCGUAAAUCACGAAAGAGGCUGAUGGAGAAGGCAAAGACACGUCUUGAUGACGCACGAGAAAGGCACAAGCUCGCUAUGGAUGCCUCCGACCUCGUGAAACAUUACAAAGCACUUGUCCUUGCGCUUUAAACAUGUUUAUCCAGCGCUUUUCACUUAGGUUUUCAGUUUGUGUUCCUUCCCUCUCUGUAAUUUGCAGAUGUU
This is a messenger RNA of Suillus plorans, 627 nucleotides long. RefSeq lists its product as uncharacterized. Lineage: Eukaryota; Fungi; Basidiomycota; Agaricomycetes; Boletales; Suillaceae. The transcript has 6 exons. Bases 97 to 555 code for a protein of 152 amino acids. The record is from RefSeq and is a predicted model, not a curated record.